AUGGAAUCAAUAAUGUGGAAGCACAGGUUUAUGCAGGAGGAUAAAAAUAGGAUAACAGCAAGCGCUCUGGCCCGCCGAGGUUCGUCACCGGAGGUUGACCUUGGACGAGACACUGCUUCGGGGGCCUUGGUGUCGCUGCACGAACUCCGGGCUGGCCAGAGACCGCAAGAGUCGGACCCGGGGCGCCGGGACUCCAACGGUCCCGCGAGCGGCUUCAGCAUCCCGGUCGGCGUAAUGGGCCUGGCGGUGUCAGCGCCCGCCGGUGGGAUACUUUCCGCCGCCGCCGGCGCCGGGCCCGCUCAAGCCGUUGCUGCCGCGACCGCCUCAGUCUGCGCCUCCCGCCCCCGGAAACGCUUCCCGGUUCCGCCCCCUAAAACUGCCAGUGCUUCCGGGGGUGCGGCUGAAAGAAAGCGAUGUGCGCAUGCGGGACUCGCGUUAGGGGCGGGGCGUCAGGCGCGUGCUCCGAGAGAACCCGCGGCUGCGCAGUACAGCCCGGAGCAGGUCAGUCUCCUGUAG
Messenger RNA from Rangifer tarandus platyrhynchus (Svalbard reindeer), 516 nucleotides. The record is from the annotation of a GenBank genome assembly. NCBI's taxonomy places the organism in Eukaryota, Metazoa, Chordata, Mammalia, Artiodactyla, Cervidae.